Molecule: messenger RNA, 1228 nt
Organism: Trichomycterus rosablanca
Lineage: Eukaryota; Metazoa; Chordata; Actinopteri; Siluriformes; Trichomycteridae
Product: DNA ligase 1-like
Exons: 5
Coding region: 98-1096 (332 amino acids)
Source: RefSeq, a predicted model, not a curated record
ACUUCACGUUACGUCUGGUCAGAGAGAGCAGCUAACGUGUGUUCACCGCUGAAAAUACUGUAUCAGUCUGUGAAUUUUCUCAUUAAGUAUUGCGAGGAUGAAGGUGGUAAGUAUGUGGAGACAAAUGAUCCAGAGGCUGUUUGGUAAGCGCACCAAAGUCCAGUCUUUUCCUAAGGAGGAGGUGAAGGAGAGUGGUUCAAAUGAUCUGGAUGAGAAUAAAGAACAGGAGCACCUGCAGGCAGAAAUGAAGGACAGCCACGAAAUCAUGCUGUCAGUUAACAUGAUUUUCAAAAAGCAUGCAGAGUGCACUGAGAAUCUUCUGAGGCAGAUGGAAAAACUGAGUGAUGUUAUUGAGAAAACAAGAAUGGCUAAGAUGGAAGUCAGGCAGGCUUCACAAGUUCUAGAAUCUUUCACUCCGUCAUCCUCUUUCAGGAUCCGGCUUCCAACUAUGAAAAAAACCCAGCAUUCCUCUGUGGACUCCAGUUUGCACCCUGAUAAUGAAAAGUCAUCCCAAGUCCCCAAGUUAGCAUGGGAUGCAAAUGAAAGCACAGAACCGACCUUUCUGACUGACUUUGAGAUGAAUGAAAUGGAGCUGCAAACUGUCGACGAGUCCACAGAACAGGAAACAGAAAGUCUUGCGAUCGAGAACGGUCCAGACGAACCACUUGAUGGAAAUAUACCCAGUCUGGAUAUAGACUUUCAUGCUGAGAUGGAUAAAUGGGUGAAGUUUGAACAGGAGGAGAAGUUGAAGCUAAAAAUUAAGAUGGCUGAGAUGAAGCAGAGAAGGCAGAUGGAAGCUAAAGAGCUCAAAUUGAAACUGAAGUUUUUGGAGAAGGAGGCCAAGCGUGAAAAGCAGGAGAGCAAAAAGAAGCUCAAGGAUCUGGAAAAGGAGGUUAAGAAUGAAAAAGCAAUGCUUCUCCUUAGGCUGAAAGAGCUAAAGAAGAAAGAGAAGAUGGAGAAAAAGGAGGAGUGUGAUGAGGACAAGAUGGAACAGCACAGGAACGAUGGUGAUGAGGAAAUGGAUGAAGUGCAAAACGAAAAUGUCCUAAAAAUAUUUAAAAAGGUUGGAUUUGGGAGACGUAAGGCAGUAGUGUAACGUAAGUUUACCACAUACAAGCACAACACAAAUGAGCUGGAAACGCCUUGAAGAUCGAUUGGCAGACAUUCAGCCAGACAGACAUGCACUGAUAAACCUCAAUAAAAGCAAUGCAUUAAAAAACUCACACAA